UUUUCUCUGGCAAAAUGUUUAAUGAUUCAUCCCUACACAAGUCUCUCAAAUUUGAUCUGAAUGAAUAAAUGUGAAAAAUAAAAAUGGUUGUAGAAGGUAAGGAUAUUCUAACUUAAAAUGUUCCUAAGUAACUGUCGAGCUACAUCUUAAGACGUGUCCUAAGUUGAUCUUAGGAUGUUCCUUACUUUUUUCCUAAGUCAAAUCUUAGGAACACACUUAAGGCAUAUCUUAGGAAAGUUUCGUGAACAUGCCUGCAGAGCCCUAUCGUGACUGCUAAAUCUAAUAUGAACUCAGGAACCAUAACGUUGUAAGGAUAGAUUAUUUCGAACUACAGUAAUUAUAAGGAAAUUGAAUCUAGUUAAAUUGUGCAUAACAAAUAUAGUAUUUACAGGAAACAAGUUUUUUCCAUUUAGAUUAACGUUGUAUACUAUCAGUUCAACUGUUGGUAUUUCCGUCCGAUUACACAAUGGCGUUUCAGCAAUGGAUUUGCUUUCUGUAUCUAAGAUUCACUUUGGUAGUCUGCCAGAAUAUAAGUGGUUCCAAUAUUUGCAUGGCACCUGAUAGAAUGUGAACCAGGCUAUUUUGGUACCAACUGUUCCAGUAUUUGUCCCUCCGGGUACUUUGGACGUCAGUGUACUGAACGUUGUCAAUGUUCCUCGGACAUGUAUUGUGAGCCUACAAGAGGGUGUGUGUGUAACACAACCAGUGCAAACUGUACAGAAUCAGAGCAGGAAGUGACCAAAGAUUUAACAUUUUCAACAGUUUAUCAACCGAUUCAGAUAGAUGAUAAUAGGACAGAAUUCCUGCUAAUGGCCAUCCUCCCUUUCUCCAUACCUGUCAUCGUCUGUUUUGUCAUCGGAUUGGUUUGUAUCAGGCGUGCGAAAACUCAGACCAAAACCAUUCACAAUGUGACUGACUCCUCAGCUAGAGCUCAUGAAUCUGCGACAGAAGAGAUGGCACCAUCCGAUGUUUAUAAUCAUUUAAAUCUUAGAAUAUCAAGUUCCAGCUCUUCCACUUACCCCAAGGACAAAGUAAUUGCCGUUAGAGAACGGAUGCCAAGUCCUGAACGGAAUACUGAUGUCCCAUUUCAAGACAAUAGAAAUGAUUUACAUGUCAACCAACAUUCAUUGCCAGCAGUUUGCGAAAGAAGCAGCGACAGUUUAGAUGGAUAUAUCAUAAUGACAAACAAGAAAAAACGUCAUGACAAAUCGAACCAUCAACAAGAAGAAAGAAAAUUAACAUCGAGAAAAGGAGAUACAGAAGAAUUGCCCUACAUCAAUUCAAACGAAGCUCAACAGAAAAACGGCGGUAAAACAGUGAAAUUUGAAUUUCCAGAACGAAUUCAGGAUGCAGCCGUUUUCGGAGAUAAACUUCAAAAAGAAAAUUUGGCAUCCCCAGUGUGUACAUACGAUGAUGAAGUGAAUGCGAAUAGUUGCGAUGCGAUAUAUUCUAACAAUCUUUCCAUAACAGACAAUCAAACGGAAAGCGAGGAUACCGAAGAAUACUUUAACAUCAAGUACAAAGGACAAAUUACAAAUACUGAAUCUGUUCGUUCAUCGUGUUCAUCUACAGCUAGCAAAGAUAUGUUCGAUUAUAUCAACUGUGGUGCCAUGAUAAAGGAUUCUCAAGUUAAAUUAUUGAAGAAAACCCACUUCACUGGAUACAUGAAUUGACUUCCUGUUUGAUAUUUUUUAUAAAGUCACGUUCAAAAUAUAUGAUAUAAGUGAACUCCUUUAACACUCCAUGGACAUAUUGAGUAAAUUAUACAAGUUAUUGUUUAUUACUAACAAGGUUAAAUUUAUUUUACUUUUCGCAUAUGCAUUGUAAAAUCAGAAUUGUAUCUGGUGAUUCCAAAGUAUGUUUAAUUAAAUUAUGAUGUUAAUGUCUGAUGUCAAUGUUUGAUAAUCAAAAUAUACAAACGCACGAAUCAAUUUGAAAAUUAUACAAAAAUUCGACAUAAGAUAUUGGAUAUCUAUGAAGUUCAAAACACUAAUUAACAUUUAGGAAUUCGUUACACUGGAGCAGAGAUCCGUCCUAUUCCACUAAAAAUUGAAAAUACAACUGAUAAGAUGACAUUUCAUUGGACGGUAAUACUUCGUCUCGUUCAAAUAUUUCUUUUGCAUCUGCAGUAUUUGGAACAAUUAGCACGUGGCAUUGUUCAGUAGUCAUAGUGCACUAAAUAAUUAGGGCGGCUUGUUACGAAGAAUAAACUGUCAUUGCAGUAUGAAUUGACCAUGAUUGUGUAAACAAUAUGCAGGUAAUUAGAUAAUUUCUAAUAUCGUACUGUUUUUUUAUGAUAGUGGAGAUAAUUGUAUAGACAUUUUGGCUUAUUUUGAAGAUUUAGUCUAAAAUGAUGAAAAAUGGCACAUUUUCUCGUAGUUUUUUGAAGAGGAAAAUGUGUCCGCAGCCGUCGCCAACAACUAAAAUGAUAUAUUUUAUGUGUUAUUACAUGAUAAAGUUAUAAUAUUGCGGACAUAUUUUUCAAUUCAAAAAACCAUUAAAGAACUUGUGUCUUCUGCUCAGUUGUAUGGAAAUUAGGGGAAAAUGUACUUUUUUUGACGUCCCAAUUAAACUUGUGAAAGUGUUAUCACAUAACUAUUUAUAGAUUCUUGAUUUAUGGGUAUUUUUGUGUAAAUAAACUUACAUUUCAAUUUUUUGUGAUAUUUUUACAAUUCACGCUAAAACAGGGUAAAAUAUGUCUUAAAUUGUACCUAAUUCUUUAAAUUCUCAAAGUUCAACAAGUCAAAAUAGCCGUACGUAUCAUGAUACAAAUAGAUGCCUUGUGGUAGAAUUAAGUAAAACACAUUUUUGCUGAGUUUUAAUUCUUUCUUCUUUUUUUUUAAAUUUUUUUUGUAAAAGAAUGAAAUCCAGGCUACGUUUGUCAGAACUGCUCUGUAAUUUGACCACCAAAAUAUUUUGGACUACAGUGUAGAGAACGAUGUAACUGUUUCCCGGACAAGUACUGUGGCCCAAAAAGUGGCUGUUGGGCAAACAGUUACAUCUGUAGAAUAAGGUUUAUUAUUGUCACUCGAUGGAAAGAGGUUUAGCACUGUUUUCGAAUUUUUUAUUCAAUAUUCUCGACUCGAGUAACAUACCGAAACAAAAGCAAUUAUAUUUUUUUACUAAUGUAAAUAUUAAAUCGUGGCUCGGUUGACAGGACUUGGAACGUCUAGUACGAAGACCUAUGAUUCAGCAGCUGUUCAGUCAUACAACUGUGAGUAAUCUGUUAUAUCUAAUGUAAUUUUUCCCAAUGCAUCACACUAAGCCUUUUAACUGCAUUUAUUUAACCAUACAUGUAUUUGUAUAGAGACGUGCAUUAUAUCAAUCUUUUUUAUUAUUGUUUUUACGAUAUUGGUGGUGUUUUAUAAGUAUGACCAAAAAGAAAAUGUUCUGAUUUUAUUGGUAAAAUAAGACAU
This is a messenger RNA of Magallana angulata, 3416 nucleotides long. Its product is annotated as platelet endothelial aggregation receptor 1-like. The transcript is spliced from 5 exons. Bases 663 to 1673 code for a protein of 336 amino acids. Lineage: Eukaryota; Metazoa; Mollusca; Bivalvia; Ostreida; Ostreidae. The record is from RefSeq and is a predicted model, not a curated record.